Messenger RNA from Pelecanus crispus (Dalmatian pelican), 1112 nucleotides. Lineage: Eukaryota; Metazoa; Chordata; Aves; Pelecaniformes; Pelecanidae. The record is from RefSeq and is a predicted model, not a curated record.
GCAUCUCCGUUCGGCCAGGGCGAGCCCCCUACGUGGUGGGGCACAACUUAAUAAAGGCCCACGCAGAAGCCUGGCACCUUUACAACGAGACCUACCGGGCAAAACAAGGAGGAUUAAUCUCUAUCACCAUCAACUCUGACUGGGCAGAACCAAGGAACCCACACAACCAGGAGGACAUCGAUGCUGCCAGACAAUACUUGCAGUUUUUUCUAGGUUGGUUUGCUCAUCCCAUUUUCAAAAAUGGCGAUUAUAACGAAGUGAUGAAAACGAGGAUUCGGGAACGCAGUCUGGCUCAGGGCCUGAGCCAGUCCCGACUUCCAGAAUUUACUGAAAGUGAAAAGCAAAGAAUUAAAGGCACAUAUGACUACUUUGGUCUAAAUCAUUAUACUACCGUUUUAACAUACAAUGUAAAAUAUCCUGCUGGUGUUCUGUCGUAUGACUCUGACAGGGGUGUAGCUUCCGUGACCGACCGCAGCUGGCUGAAGUCUGGUUCCUUCUGGCUAAAGGUGACACCCUUUGGCUUCCGAAAGCUCCUGCGAUGGAUAAAGAACGAGUACAACAACCCUCCGAUUUACGUGACUGAAAACGGGAUCUCAGAAAGGGGAGCCUUAGGCUUCAACGACACUUGGCGAAUGCAUUACUAUCGGAGCUACAUUAACGAAGCACUGAAAGCCGUGGUGCUCGACGGCGUCGACUUACGAGGCUACACCGCGUGGACACUGAUGGACAACUUCGAGUGGGCAGUGGGCUUUGACGAAAGGUUUGGGCUCUAUCACGUGAAUUUCACAGACCCCAGCUUGCCGCGGCGCCCCAAGGCUUCUGCCAGGUAUUACUCGCAGAUCAUAAACUGCAACGGGUUUCCAGACCCAGCAAUGGGCCCGCAUCCCUGUCUGGCGCUGGAGCCGGAAGGGACAGUGACACCAACAGACACCACACCAGGACCGGCUGGCAGCGUCCGCUUUUUGGGAUUAGAUUUAACAGCAGAGAGCGCAGAAAUAGCACUGUACAUGCUUUUUGCUCUUUCUGCAGUUGGAGCACUGGGCUUGGCUCUUUUUGCCUAUAUGUAUGGAAAAUUAUCCAAAAGAUCCAGCAUUAUUGAUUUGAUUUCUUAA